AGUACCGAAAAGUUGUAGAAGAAAUCAGCUAUUCCUAUUCCGCUUGAGGAGUGCUGCUGCACGUAUGUAAGAUUCGGCUUCAAGCGGACGUCCACUUUUGCGACGCCGGUUUGGCUACUACAGAUACAGUUUCGUUUCAGAAGAUAGUAAGUUUCCAUUGAAGCACACUAGAUGCUUGCCAAGUAAAAAUCAAUGUCCGGAGAAGUAGAAAUAAUAAGAAGUAAUCCGACAGAACAACAUUUAGGAACAUACGAAGUCGGUCAAAAGUAGAACAAAAAUAAUGACGUCGCCCCUCUCACUGACAGCGCCGCCGCAGCACGGGUAACCGCGUAGCCUCGUCGUGGAGUUAGAUAGAAGGCCGCGGAUAGCAAAAACUAUAGUAAGAGUAAGAAAGAAAGUAAAGAAACCGGGCCAAUAAAUAAUAGAGAAAUAGCGCAUAGAUUAGCUUAUACACUCCACCCGCGCCCGCCGUGGUCGUGACCUUCGUGCCGUGAUCGAGCGACGCGACAAGGGCCUGCGUUUUUCUUAGGGACGAGGGCGCCGGACAUGUCAGUGAGAGGAACCCGUGGGCUUGUCCUUAUCGAUCUUUUGUCGUUCCCCUGGUUAUUCCUUUGAUUCCACCCAUGCUAUCUUUCUUUGUGCAUCAGCACAGCCAGCGUGCUCGAGAACAUCGCCCCUCUUAACGACGUCGGAUGUGGACGCGCCUACACGCGCGACAGAAGGACCUCCGCCAACGACGGGGGAGGGUCAACCGAGGAUCGACGACGGGGGAGCUUUCAUUCUGUACUACGUCGGAGCGGGCGACGUUUUUAUAAUAUCAUCAUGCUGCACUACUUCAUUUCGACGGUGGAGGGAUUGGGAGUCCUCCACUGCGGGCUUCAGCCUACAGGUAACUCUGUUGCUUCGCCCUCACAACCAUUCGACACAGUAGUGGCUCACUUCUUCUCGACGAACAGGCGUGGCGUCUGGGCACUCUGGCAACGGGCUUCGGUCUCGACCCUGUUGUGUGCCAGCGCUACAACUCCAAACUUUGCGCCCCGAGCCAUCUGAGUGGUUUGACACGCAUCGCGGUGUAGUAGCUAGUAUGUUGCGUUGUCUCUCCAUCGGAAAUUACGACAUCAAGUGAAGACGCACAGCAAGCGGACACAACUACUGCCGCGGAUCCAGCGAGCCACUACACUCAAGCGGCCUGCGACACCAUGGGGGCGCUUGCAGUACAGACCGGCAGUUGGGCUUUGAGCAAGGACCGAGGAAGACAACGCCCUAGUGGUUUACAGACCUACGCCGAGGAAGACAGCGCCCUAGUGGACCGAGGAAGACAGCGCCCUAGUUUAGGGUAUACCUACAAGCAGCGUUACAAGUUCAAAGGCAGAAAAGUUUUCGUACAAGAAUCUAGCACGUAAUAUGAGGAUGAUACAAUACACAGGGUUUAGGAAAAAAGUCUGUGUUCAGACUUGGCGCGCUAGUUCGACUUUUGUUUCAUUACAAGACCACUAUGCGUGGCCCGCACUGCAUACACGCACCGGGAAGCAAUAGUCUUAUUAGUGUAGUGUUAUGGUGGAGGGUUAACUGCUCUGCGGUGCCCGAGUCUGUCGAACACAAGUAGUCGUACUUGGCGCAAGUUUUAGGCGCUACGCUACUCGCCACACCGCACCCGUACCCGUACCCUUUGAAAGGCAUGCCUGCGUGUGACGGACCAGAAGUGGCGUAGUUCUGUUCAAAAGGUUGUAAUCCCGGAUGCUGCGAUAGACUUUUAUUGUCUGGUCGGCGCCACUGUGAAAACACGCAUAGAAAAUGAUGGGUUCAGGGAUUUACUUACAAGGCAGCGCUACUAGCACCAGAAGAACAAAACUUCCACGGGGAAAGCACUUCUACACUAAUAUGAGGAUGAUACACUAGACAGGGUUUAGGGAAAAAAGUCUGUGAUCAGGCUUGGCGCGCUAGUUCGACUAUUGUUUCAUUACAAGACCACUGCUGGUGGCCCGCACUGCAUACAUGCAUCGGGAAGUAAUAGUCUUAUUAGUGUAGUACUUUGGCGGAGGUGCGUAACACCACCCGAGUCGGGUACAAGUGGUUGUACUAGGCACAAUGAUUAGGUGCUACACUACUCGCCACGCACGCCCAUACCAUACCAUACAGAUCUACGGUUCGUCUUGCUUGGCUAGUCAACUGCGAAAACAUGUCCUAUGGUUAGCUUAAAAGAGAGAAUAGCUUAGUAGAUAGAAGCUGACUGUAGUGGUUUCCUCCUCCUCCUCCUCCGACAGAACAAUCGGAAUGUCAAAAUGAAUAUCUUACAGUAACAAGCAACAUCCUCACCUUUAUUUAGAUAAUAAAUUGCUGCUGUUGUGGCGGGAUGAAAACGUUUCCAAUUCAAUCAACUAAAAAAGAACAACCGAAAUGGCGAGAAAAUGGUAAUAUGGAGAGACGGAAGUAGAUAAACCUAACUUGACAAUACGACUCGACAAGUUGCUGCACGACGUAAAUACAAGAAGUAGCAGCAAGCAAUGGGAUGCGCAAUGCGAAGAUCGAAUUCGACUUGCAGCACGCAUCAGUAAUGGCUCGGGGCGCAUAUUAGUCGAUUCUCGUGUAAAUUCUGCCGCGAUAUUCCUUCCUUGGCCUCAAGGAACGGGUCAAUAUAGCGCAUCAGUUCGUUGUCAAUACUCAGCAACUUUUUUUUGGAUAUUUUGACAACAGCCGAGGUGGCCGACAGUCUUUUCUUUUUCGACAUUUUAUUCCGCGCCCGACUAAAAGAGGACAAGAAGCGGUUCACUAUAGAAGUGGGCGGUGGAACUGGAAAAGGAAAUGCAAUUUAGGGACGGAAAGACGAGGGGGCUCUGGCUCGCUCGGUCGGGGGGACUUACAAUGGAACCCUUCUCCGAGCUCAUCUGCGCCAUUUGCAGCCCUCGUCUUACAGGGUCCAGAUAAAUUGCUACGUUCCGCGUGACGCUUGAUCCUUCUGAUAGAACCCUCUUUACUUUUUUCGUACGGGAAGUGGAGGAUGGGACAGGGAGAAGCAACUUCAAUUUUCUCGCAGAUAUGAAUAGGCGGUGACAAACAAGGUGGAACCCAGGGAGCGAAUGAAUGAACAAUGAGAUCCUAUGUUAUGGCGGCAUGUCAGGACUUCCCCAAUGUAUUUUAUCGGAGGAUAGAUAAAG
Molecule: messenger RNA, 3155 nt
Organism: Amoebophrya sp. A120
Lineage: Eukaryota; Dinophyceae; Syndiniales; Amoebophryaceae
Source: the annotation of a GenBank genome assembly